AUGCUGUACCUCGUGGGACUCGGUCUGGCCGAUGAGACCGACAUCACGGUGAAGGGCCUGGAAGUGGUCAAACGUGCAGAACGAGUCUAUCUUGAAGCCUACACGAGCAUUCUACAUGUGGGCAAAGACAAACUGGAAGCAUUUUAUGGUCGACCCGUGAUUGUUGCAGACCGUGAGAUGGUCGAAUCGUCUAGCGAUGAAAUACUUGCAGGUGCAGACAAGUCAGACAUAGCGUUCUUGGUCGUUGGCGAUCCCUUCGGAGCCACAACACAUACGGAUCUUGUCCUGCGCGCCCAAGAACUUUCCAUUCCUACCAAGUCGAUUCCUAAUGCCUCAAUACUCAAUGCCAUUGGCGCUACAGGACUCCAACUCUACAACUUCGGCCAGACAGUCUCGAUGGUCUUCUUCACCGAGACGUGGAAACCUGCAAGCUUCUAUGACCGCAUCCGCGAGAACGCCUCAAUUGGUCUGCAUACCUUGCUUCUGCUGGACAUAAAGGUCAAGGAGCAAUCGCUCGAAAACAUGGCAAGGGGGAGAAAAAUCUAUGAGCCUCCACGUUACAUGACCGUGGCACAAUGCGCGCAGCAAAUGCUCGAGAUUGAAGACGAAAAGAAAGAGAGGGUAUACAGCGAAGACAGUUUAGCUAUUGGAUGUGCCAGAGUGGGCGCAGAUGAUCAGAAGUUUGCUUGCGGCACACUCAGGGAACUCUGCGACACGGAUGUUGGUCCACCUCUGCAUAGCCUUGUACUGCUCGGUAAAAGAGCGCACGAGCUUGAAAGGGAUUAUAUCAGACCAUUCGCUGUCAACGAAGAGACUUUCGACCGGAGCUGGAACAAGUACCACGUGAACGGCUGA
Molecule: messenger RNA, 855 nt
Organism: Exophiala viscosa
Lineage: Eukaryota; Fungi; Ascomycota; Eurotiomycetes; Chaetothyriales; Herpotrichiellaceae
Product: diphthine synthase
Exons: 2
Coding region: 1-855 (284 amino acids)
Biological process (GO): protein histidyl modification to diphthamide
Molecular function (GO): diphthine synthase activity
Source: RefSeq, a predicted model, not a curated record